GAGACGUGUAGGAUAAGAGCUAUCAAUUAUGAUAGCUGUGAUUGUAGAAUCGAAUAUAAUGAGAUUUUUCAGAGGAAAUUCGCUAGUUUCCAAUUUUAGCUGGUUAACAGAGGAAGUCAAAAGAGAUUCAACAUGAAGCUAUUUAUCGCAUUGGUUUUCGCAAUCUUUGUUGCUGUUCAUGCACAAGACUCAAGCUCCAGCGAGGAGCGAGGACAACUUCAAGUUGGAAUCUACUACAAUUCACUCUGUUCGGACACCGCUCGUUUCAUCACCGAUCAACUACUCCCAGCUUAUGAACAUUUGAGCGAUUUCAUUGACCUCUUCUUCAUUCCAUUCGGUAAAGCCUACAGUGUCGACCAUGGAGAAUAUUUCAUCUGCCAGUUCGGUCCAGCUGAAUGCUACGGAAACAUGCUCCAAUUGUGUGGCUUGCAUCAAAUUUGCCGCAACGAACAAGCUCAAGUUGACUUCAUUGCCUGUGAAAUGAGAUUGCCGUUCAACUUGAACGCUACUCGACCAGAGUGUUCCGAACUGGUUGGAAUCGAAUGGGACGAAGUAACACACUGCAUCAACAAUGGCUUCGCAAGACAAUUGAAAUUGGACGCUGAACGAAGAACGCACCGAGUUGCAUACCCAUAUCCGGACUUUGUGCCGACCAUUGUCUACAAUGGUGAAUUUGACCAAGAAUUACAAGACAGAUCACUUGUUGAAUUUGCUAAGGUCAUUUGCGAGCAAAUCGACGAUGUCGCUCCAAUCUGCGCAGAAAUACCAUAAGAGAAAUUGUGAUUAAACUAGUUUAACAUCGAGAAAUAGAAAAACAAAUAAAACUACUAAGACUUCA
Messenger RNA from Bradysia coprophila, 838 nucleotides. RefSeq names its product GILT-like protein 1. Gene Ontology annotation, molecular function: oxidoreductase activity, acting on a sulfur group of donors, disulfide as acceptor. NCBI's taxonomy places the organism in Eukaryota, Metazoa, Arthropoda, Insecta, Diptera, Sciaridae. The record is from RefSeq and is a predicted model, not a curated record.